AUGGCGGACAAAUGUUUGGUGCUAGCAGGUACUCACUUAACAGAAGCUCCUCCGGAGAUUGAAAAGUGGGAAGGCGCACGGAGAAUUUCUUUGAUAGACAAUUCAAUUUCUACGCUUCAAAUGGUGUCUGCUUGUGCUAAUCUUUCCACUUUGCUGCUCAGUCUUAAUGCCUAUUUAGUUAUGAUAACUGUAAAUUUCUUGCGGUCCAUGAAAUCACUAACAGUUCUAGAUGUGUCGAUGAGUAGCAUACAAGAUUUUCCCCUGGAGAUUUUGAAUUUAGUUUUCUUACAGUAUCUUAAUCUAUCGCAUACAUUGAUAAUCCAAUUACCGGUGGAAUUGAAGGUGUUGAGGAAUUUGAAAUAUUUGGACUUGGAGCAUACUAUAUUUCUUAGUUUGAUCCCAAGGGAAGUCAUCUUUACACUGUUUUUAUUGCAAAUUUUGAAAAUGUUUCGUUGCGAUUCUGAUGUGGAAGCUCUCACUAAAGAAGUUGAAGAACUGAUCAUACAGGAUUCGAAGAAGAAAGACAAAUUAUGCCUCAGAUGUUGUUUCUCAUGGAACAUCUACUCUACCUACUCCUUCGGCUAAAAUGCAGCCAAACUUCUCGCCGAGUUGAAAGAGCUUGCCAGCCAGAAAAAUAUUUAUCAGGUAGCUUACAAGCAACCCAUUGAAUAAGUUGUUGAGAGACCUACCGACCUAACACUAUGCUUCAAGACAAUGUCAGCCAACGUAUGGAGCUACUUCGAUGAAGAAGAACUAGAAACGGUUAUCAGUGUAUACGGUAUGGGGGGGAUUGGAAAAACUACCCUUCUUACUCUUGUUAACAAUAACUUUAUUACUUUCAAAAGAAAUAUAGAUGUUGUGAUUUGGAUUACGGUCUCAAAAGAUUUCACUCGGGAAAAAGUUCAAGACGACAUGGGUAAAAGAAUGGGUGUUUGCAAUGAGCAGUGGAAGGAGAAGAGCUUUCAAGAGAAAGUUGUUGACAUUUUCAAAGCACUACAAAAAAGAAGAUUUGUAUUGUUGUUGGAUGAUCUAUGGGAGCGAGUGGAUCUUGCGAGACUUGGUGUUCCUCUUCUAAAUAGGAAAAAAAGGUCAAAAUUAGCAUUCACAACUCGUUCCCAAGAAGUCUGUGCUCAAAUGAAUGCCGGAAAGACCAUCCAUCUUCAGCCUUAGGCAUGGGAAGUACCUUGGGAAUUGUUCCAAGAAAAGAUGGGUGAAGAAACACUUUAUUUUCAUCCACAAAUUCCUCAGUUAGCUCAUGCUAUAGCUAAAAAAUGCCGAGGAUUGCCUCUUGCAUUUAUUACUUUUGCUCGUGCUAUAUCUUCAUUGACUAUCCAAGAAUGGAAUCAUGCCGUUGAAGUUUUAAGCAACCCAACAGAUUCAAAUUUCCAAACUAUAGGGGAUAAUGUUAAGGUAUCUUCUGUUUUGAUGUAUAGCUAUUAUAGUCCGCCCAACCAAAAGUCAAGUCCUGUUUUUAAUAUUACACUCUUUUUUCUAAGAGUUUCAAACUUUCUAAGAGAGACCUUAUCUCAUAUUGGAUGUGUGAAGAUUUUUGGCACGAAAGAUAAGGGUGAAUACGUAAAGAUGCACAAUGUGAUUCGCGAUAUGGGAUUGCAAAUUGCUUCUAGGGAAGGUUAUCUAUUGCAAAAGGAACCAGAGGCUAGAAAAUGA
Messenger RNA from Mercurialis annua (annual mercury), 1668 nucleotides. Its product is annotated as probable disease resistance protein At5g43740. Gene Ontology annotation, molecular function: ADP binding. Lineage: Eukaryota; Viridiplantae; Streptophyta; Magnoliopsida; Malpighiales; Euphorbiaceae. The record is from RefSeq and is a predicted model, not a curated record.